UCCUCUCCCCUCCCCUCCCCUCCCCUGUAAUCUCUCCUCUUCCCCAGACCCCUCUCUGUUCCUCUCAUUGGAUCGGAAAGAAGAGAGAUUGGGCGGUGACACUCCACCUCCAUCGAUCCCCUCGAGACCUAACCAGCAUACGCGAAUCGCCGAUCCGGACCAUGGACGCCAACUGGCGGCCCACCCAAGGGUCUGGCCCCGCCGGCGGCGGCGGCGGCGGCGGCGCUGACCCGCCCCCCGCCGGAGGCGACUGGCGCGCCCAGCUCCAGCCCGAGGCGCGCGGCAGGAUCGUCGAUAAGAUAAUGGAGACUCUGAAGAAUCAUCUGCCAGUAUCUGUGCCUGUGACGCCAGAGGCACUGAACGAACUUCAAAAAAUCGCUGCGCGAUUCGAAGAAAAGGUCUAUACCGAAGCAACCAGUCAGUAUGAUUAUUUGCGGAAGAUUUCUGUGAAGUUGCUCUCAAUGGAGACGCAGAGACAGCAGGCUCCUGGAAAUGCUUUGCUGAUUCCAAAUCAAAACAACCCUGCCCCUGGACUCCAUCCACAAGGCAGUAAUCAAGCACAGACAUCAGCAGUUCCCUUGAUGUCUCAGCAACAGGCCCGGCAGCCAAAUGCUUCUACAUCUGUACAAGCUUCUUCACUCACUAAUAUCAGACAGAACUUGCCAGGUGUCAACCAAACAUCAAUGAUGCAGACUGCGUCUGUCAUUCCACAAAACACAAUGAAUAAUGGCUUGGCGCAAGGCACUUCACAAGAUGUUUAUGCUGCACAAAGGCAAAUGGCAGGCAGGCAGCAACAGGAACAAUCUCAGCAAUUAAUUUAUCACCAGCAUCAACAGCCUUCUCUGCAGAGUCAGCAGCCCAAUAUUCCUUUACAACAGCAGCAACAACAGUUGAUGGGACAACAGCCAAAUUUACAACAAAAUCAGCUAAUUGGUCAACAGAAUGGUGCUGUGAUGAUGCAGCAGCAACAGAGGCUAACAGUUCAGUCAAAUAAUCUUUUGAAUGUGCAGCAAACACAUCAGAUGUUGAACCAGCAGUAUAUGCCUUUGUAUCAGCCACAACAAUUGGGCUCUCAAGCAAAUAUGUUGAGUCUAAAGCAGCAUCAACAAAAUCAACAGCAGCAGCAACUUUUUGGAACUGUGCCUAAUGUGUCAAACAUGCAGUGGAUGCAUAUGCAACAAACAAAAGCUCAGCAACCACAGCAACAACAUGCUCAGCAGCCACCAAUGGGUUUGAUGCAACCUCAGUUUCAACACAAUCAACUUCAACAAUUGCAACAUCUUAUGCCACAGUUCCAGUCUCAGCCUAACCAACUACAAGAGCAAUUAAGGACGCAGCAGCAAUCCUCCAUGCAGCAAAGACUUCAAACUUCAGGAGCCAUGUUCUUGCAACAAAAUAACAUGGAUCAGCAAAACCAGUUUAUUCAGGCACAGAGGGGCCUUCAAGAAGUUUCCUCUAGUACAUCUGCGGACUAUACUGCUCAAACAGGCCAUGCAAGUGCAGGUGAUUGGCAAGAGGAGAUACAUCAAAUGAUUAAGAGGUUAAAGGACCAAUACUUUGCAGAACUCAGUGAAUUAUUCAAUAAGAUGUCUGUGAAGCUACAGCAUGUUGACAGCAUUAUUCCACCUCAAAUAUCAUCUGAGCAGUAUGAUAGAAUGAAGAGCUUUAAAAUAAUGUUGGAGCGCAUAUUACAAAUGCUGCAAAUUGGUAAAAGUAGUGUCCAACCUGCUAUGAGGGACAAAGUUCCUCGAUAUGAGAAACAGAUUAUCAGUAUCUUGAACUCAAAAAGGAAGCCAGUGCAGCCACAAAUACAACAACAAUUCCAGCCACCUCCAGGCCAUGCAGGUGCAGGUGAUUGGCAAGAGGAGAUCUAUCAAAUGAUUAAGCGGUUAAAGGACCAAUACUUUGCAGAACUCAGUGAAUUAUUCAAUAAGAUGUGUGUGAAGCUACAGCAUGUUGACAGCAUUAUUCCACCUCAAAUAUCAUCUGAGCAGUAUGAUAAAAUGAAGAGCUUUAAAACAAUGUUGGAGCGCAUAUUACAAAUGCUGCAAAUUGGCAAAAGUAGUGUCCAACCUUCUAUGAGGGACAACGUUCCUCGAUAUGAGAAACAGAUUAUCAGUAUCUUGAAUUCACAAAGGAAGCCAGUGCAGCCACAAAUACAACAACAGUUCCAGCCACCUGCAGAUUAAGAGCCUGAAGGAUCAAUACUUUGCAGAACUCGGUGAACUGUUCAAUAAAUUAUCUGUGAAGCUACAGCAUGUUGACAACAUUAUACCACCUCAAAAUCCAUCUGAUAAGUAUGACAGAAUGAAGAGCUUUAAAAUAAUGUUGGACCGUAUAUUACAAAUGCUGCUAAUUAUCAAGAGUACUAUCCAACCUGCUAUGUGGGACAAAGUUCCUCAAUACGAGAAACAAAUUAUCAGUAUCUUGAAUUCACAAAGGAAGUAGUGCAGAAAAAAAAGGAAGCUAGUGCAGUCACAAAUACAGCAACAGUUCCAGUCACCUUCAGGACAAGCUCCCAAUUCUAGCAUUUUGCAGCAGCAACAGACUUCCCAAAAUUUGCAGCAGCAUGAUACUCAUACUAAUACUCAAGCAAAUUUGUCAAGUAUGAGCACCCCAUUACAGUCCUCUAGUGCAGAUGGUAUCCAGCAUGUACCUGCGCCUCCAACAACAAACUUCAGUGGCCCCAUGCAGCAAAAUGGUGCAAGCAUAUAGCAUCAGGUUCGCUCUAAUUUGGAGGCAAUUUCAAUUCUUUGCAGCAUGGUUCGUUGAGUGGUGCAUUACAAUAGGGAAGCUCUGGGCCGAUGCAGGGAACAAUGAAUACACAACUGCCGACAAGUAGUGGCAUGUUAUAUCACAACCCAAUCAGUAUGCCAACCUAACGGUAACUCCAUGCAAGAAAAUGCAAGUUUAUUACAGCAGCUGAAGCAGCAACAGCAGGAUCAUCAUAUGAUGCAGUGUCAGCAAACAAAGCGUCAGAUGUUUCAACAGUACCAGAAAAGCAACAAAUGCUUCAACAAUUAUAGAAACAACAAGUACAGAUGCAUCUUCAUGCUGGAGAUGAUGUUAAUGAGUUAAAGGUUAGACAAGGAAUUGCAAUGAAAUCUGGAGUUUAUCAACAGCACUUGGGCCAAUGCAGUAACUAUUAUCAUAAUCACAGUUGAAACAGAGUGGUGCUUUCCCAAUUUUGUCACCACAAAACUUGCAAGCAUCAUCCCCACAAAUUUCGCAGCAUUCCCCUCAAGUUGAUCAGAACAAAUUUCGGCUGUUCCAAGUACUACUUUACGAUGCAAAACAAUUCUUUAACUGCAUGGUGCACAUUCAUGAGUAUCCUUGGAUCCUGAUGUAACUAUCAAGUCCCUCGCCUUGUGAUAUCCUUCUGGUCACUCCUCGAUCAAUAAUCGCUGCAAUGAGAAUCCAACCAGGCCAAUCCUUUUUUACCUUAACAUAUAUGAAAUGGUCGAGCGUUUGCUUUGCAAAGAUAAAGGUGCUGCUGUUGGAGCAUGGGCACAAUCAGAGCAGGGUGGAGGCAACUCGGCACCAGAUCGUGGAUUGACAGGGAGGCGGUGAUUGGCAGUUGCAAAUGGUGGACGGGGUGGACGCUGGUGGCAUCUGAUCCCACAUUCGGCAACAGUGGGAUCCGUUCAUUGGUCGUUGUUUGCCACUGGUGUGGAAUCAGUAGUAGCAAGACUAAUUUACUUGCUGCUGAAAAACUGACUGUCGAUUUGGAAGGGUACCAGCCACAUACGAAAGCAUGCCACUCAGUUCCUACUUUACAAUGCUCACGGUGACACGCAUCUGAGAUUCUGAAUGUGCAACAUCCAAGACAUGGUGCCACGCCUUGAAGAAUCAGCUUUCUAACCACACAGCAUGCUUUCUAAAGGGCACCGCUAGGCAUCAGCUACAACUGAUGGUUUGCUUCCUGUCAGAUCGGUUGGUAGUGAUUAGGUGCAUUCCAGUCGUCUGAUCUAUUGUCUAGAUUCCUUUGUUCAAUGCCUGAUUUGUUGAUAACUACUUCCGUGAAAUCUGCUGCUUCCUAAUCGUUGUCCCCACAAUCUGUGAUUUGUUUCCUAAAACUGCUUGCUGGCUUCAAAUUCCAUUAUUUGCGGA
Molecule: messenger RNA, 4110 nt
Organism: Triticum aestivum (bread wheat)
Lineage: Eukaryota; Viridiplantae; Streptophyta; Magnoliopsida; Poales; Poaceae
Product: mediator of RNA polymerase II transcription subunit 15a
Exons: 10
Coding region: 162-2189 (675 amino acids)
Biological process (GO): regulation of DNA-templated transcription
Molecular function (GO): chromatin DNA binding; transcription coactivator activity
Source: RefSeq, a predicted model, not a curated record